CCGAUGAAGUAAACUUACGAAACUGUGCUCUGUUAAAGUAUAUUUGUGCAUUUGUCGGGUAUUGAAUAUUGUCAGUCGAUAGUUAAAAUUAACAUUUAUUUCCUACUGGUCCGGGAUCGUUCGGAAUUGAAGUGUGUCUUUCGUGAUAUCGUGGUAGAAACUUUUCCCGAGUCGCUAGCUUACAAUGUCAGUAACUGCCUCAAAGCCAUGCCACGAGGAAGAGAAUUCAAGAUUGACAGAGGAGGAUGAUUGGAAAAUGCAACUUGCGUUUUGCAAACCACGGCAUACGGCAACGAUCGAGGGUGUAAACUGCAUUACACAAACAUGGAGACUGAAAGAACGGAUGAAAACUGUGAGCGUGGCUUUAGUUUUGUGUUUAAACGUUGGUGUCGAUCCACCGGAUAUUGUCAAGACACAACCGUGCGCUCGUCUCGAAUGUUGGAUCGAUCCUUUAUCGGUGAGCCCGUUAAAGGCUUUGGACACUAUAGGUUCGAAUUUACAAAAACAAUACGAACGAUGGCAGCCAAGAGCUCGUUAUAAACAGAGCUUAGAUCCUUCGGUCGAAGAAGUGAAAAAGUUAUGUACUUCCUUGAGGCGAAAUGCAAAAGAGGAAAGAGUUCUAUUUCAUUACAAUGGGCAUGGUGUUCCUAAACCCACUAGUAACGGUGAAAUAUGGGUAUUUAAUAGGACAUAUACACAAUACAUUCCUUUGUCUGUAUACGAUUUACAGACAUGGAUGGGUGCUCCGAGCAUCUACGUAUAUGAUUGUUCUAGCGCAGGUAUAAUCGUAGAGUCGUUUCAACAAUUUGCAGAACAACACGAGAAGGAAUACGAGGUUCUAAACUUCUACUUUAUGCUUCGAUUAAAAGUUACGUUUGUAUAUAUCGUAAAUGUUGUUUCGCAGAUGGAAAAGCAGGCGGUUCAGCAGAACCGGGCCACUGGAGUCACAGGCACUACGGUGCCGUCUUACAAAAAUUGUAUUCAGCUGGCAGCAUGCGCAGCUAAUCAGAUUUUACCUAUGAAUCCAGAUUUACCAGCAGAUAUAUUCACAUCAUGCCUUACAACCCCAAUAAAAAUAGCAUUGCGAUGGUUUAUAAUGCAAAAUACAUCGAAAUUGGUACCAAAAAUAUCAUUAGACUUAAUUGAUAAAAUUCCAGGACAAUUGGCUGAUAGAAGGACGAUGUUGGGAGAACUUAAUUGGAUAUUUACAGCGAUCACUGAUACAAUAGCUUGGAACACUUUCCCAAGAGAUUUAUUCCAGAGAUUAUUUAGACAAGAUUUAUUAGUUGCUAGUUUGUUUAGAAAUUUUUUACUUGCCGAAAGAAUACUUAGAUCGUACGAUUGUACUCCGGUUUCUUGCCCGAAGCUACCACCCACUUAUCAGCAUCCUAUGUGGCAAGCAUGGGACUUGGCACUCGAUCUCUGUUUAGCGCAAUUACCAUCCAUUCUUGAGAAUAAAGAUCAAUUUGUCCACUCCCCUUUUUUCGAGGAGCAACUCACAGCCUUUCAAGUAUGGCUCACUCUAGGUUCUAAAAACCGUAGUCCUCCGGAACAGUUGCCAAUAGUGCUCCAAGUCUUGUUAAGUCAAGUUCAUAGGCUGAGAGCACUGGAAUUGUUGGGACGUUUUCUUGAUCUUGGUCCCUGGGCUGUGAACUUGGCUCUUAGCGUAGGCAUUUUCCCAUACGUUUUGAAGUUACUUCAAAGCAAUGCUAGGGAAUUACGUCCAUUGCUCGUUUUUAUUUGGGCAAAAAUUCUUGCAGUGGACAGCACUUGUCAAACAGAUCUUGUACGAGACGGCGGGCACAAGUACUUUCUGUCUGUCCUUCAGGAUACUUCAGUGCCGAGCGAAUAUAGGACAUUGGCAGCAUUUGUUUUGGCCAGUAUUGUAAAUGACUAUCGACAGGGUCAAGUAGCUGCUAAUCAUGGUAGCCUUGUUUCGAUCUGCUUGGAGCAACUCGGCGACUCGAACCCUCUGUUGCGUCAGUGGUUGUGUUUGUGUCUUGCAAGACUUUGGCACAAUUAUGAUAAAGCAAGGUGGUGCGGUGUUCGAGACAUCGCCCACGAGAAGCUGUUUACAUUGCUGCUGGAUUCAGUUCCUGAGGUUCGAGCAGCUAGCGUUUAUGCUUUGGGUACAUUUAUAAAUAGUGUAACUACACGAAGCGAACAUGCAAAUAAUAUCGAUCAAAUUAUUGCUAUAACACUCAUUAAUACAGUCUCUCAUGAUAUGUGCCCUUUAGUUAGAAAAGAAUUAGUAGUAGCACUUCAAUGGAUGGUUUUACACUUUGAAAAUUCCUUUGUAACAUUAGCUUUAGCCGAGGAGAACAGUCGGAAAGACCUUGUUGUGGAAACAUUGUCGCCAUUUAGUGGAUUGAGACGCAUUAGUUCUAGGGAUAGAUUAAAAAUGCUUUCUCCUAAUAAUACAUACAGCGUAGACAGUACGGAUGGAUUUGGCCAGGAUCGUAUUAAGAGGGUGUCGUCGUCGUCGUCUAUUAGUAGUCUAGGAAAUAAUUGGGAGUUCGUGAGGAAACCUUGCGAGUCACUUGGACACAGUUCUCUCGGGAAUUUGCCAAGUCUUUCCUAUGGUAGCGUGUAUAUGAAACUGUGGCAUGGAUUAUGCAGCCUUGAUAAUGAUCCUCAUCCUGCAGUCUCGUCGAUGUCCCAGAAGGUCACCAAUCAUAUUCGAAAUCAGGUUAAAGAAUCUUCUAUGCCUAAAGAAGGGAUUGAAACGAAAAUAUCCUCAUCGUUAUCACUUCCGCCAUCUCCCUCGAAUCGUACAACUUACUUAAGCACUAGCAAAGGGGAAUCACCACCUACGAUAAGUUCUGGCACAGAUUUGUUGCGUUCCUCGAGAGUACAGCCACAUAGCAAUCGUUCUAGGAAACCAAUUCCUAACACGAUAUCGGAGGAAGCGGAUGAAGUUGCCGGGAUCAAAACGCCAUUAACGACUUCGCAGUUUGUCGAAUGGAGUUGUGCUCAAUUUGCCCAGCCAGUUAGUUUAGAAAGUGAAACUGAAUCGAUGAGCGAUAUGGAAAGCAGAGCUCAUUACGAAAGGGAAUGGCGCUACCUAAGAAACAGACGACAAAGACGCGAGGCGAGGGAGGAACAGCUGCGAGCAGUACAAAGUAGAGUAGAAUCGCAAGUAUUCCAUGCAAGGUGUCCACAUUCCCCGGAAGUUUUAACAUUUCAUCCGUUCGAACCACAUUUGGCUGUAGCGUUAAAAGAUUUCUUUGGAGUAUGGGAUUGCCAAACCGGUGCAAAGUUAACUUAUUGCGCAAGUCGUGGGAAUAAAAUGUCACGCAUCACAGCUCUCGAGUUCAUCAAUGCUCACGAUGUAACAUUGUUGAUGACUGGAUCAGACGAUGGUUCGGUCAGAGUGUGGAAGAAUUACAGUAGCACGCUGAGCCGUGAUCCAAUUUUACUUACCGCGUGGCAGGCACUGGCUGACAUACAGCCAGCGACGAAAACAACGACCGCAACAGCUGGAUUAGUUACUAAAUGGGAGCAAAAGUCCCUUACUCUAGCUGUCACAGGUGAUGUUCGUAUUGUCAGGCUCUGGGACGCAGAGACCGAGUUAAAGAAACAAGAUAUACCGACAGGUGCUGAUUGUUGUGCUACUUGUAUUGAUGUUGAUGGCGUAGGUGCAAUGAUGGCAGUAGGUUGCGGUGAUGGUUCUGUUCGCCUAUUCGAUAGAAGAUUGCCGCCAUUGGAAUCGAGAGUCAUGAUUUGGCGGGAGCAUACAGCAUGGGUGUUGGACACAUCUUUGAGAAAAUCUGACAGAUCGACGCCACAGCUGUUUACUGGAUCGUCAUCGGGAGAUAUUAGAAUAUUCGAUCUUAGAAAAAAUUCUUCCGUGAGCACUGUACAAAUAACACAAGGUAUUACAGCGUUGGCAUCCCACGAGGUGGCUGAUAUUUUCGCUUGCGGGUCUACAAAUCACUGUAUAAGCCUUUAUAACACAAUGGGCCAACAUUUAAACACGAUAAAAUUUCACGAAGGAUUUAUGGCUACACGUAUCAGUCCUGUGAGUUGUCUAAGUUUUCAUCCUUAUCGUGUAUUUCUAGCUGCUGGAUGCGUAGACAAUACCAUAACGGCGUACGCGUCCGAGUCACGGAGAUGACUAAUAGAAAUGGAAUUGUUGUAAAAUUAUUUUCAUAAAUACUUACACAUCCAUCGUACUUGAUACCCUUAGCGUGUUAGUCAAUAAGAAAAAAAAAAAAAAAAGAGCUAAGGACGAGACGUUGGAGUUUAUCUCAAGGUCAGAAAAUUAAUUCCUACUUUUCGAUAAUUUAUGUUCUUCUACUGCGUUUCGCGUUAUAUAGAUUAAUUCCCCCGACAAUUAGUUCGUCUGAAGAUAUUAAUUGUAGCUUUUGUGAUCAAGACAUUUGUGAAUAGAUUAAUCGAAGUCCCUCGAGAUGACUACUGAAAAAUCUCGAUAAUUCUACACCAGUGUAUCAGCAUCGAGCAAAAUUUCAUCUGAUUGCAUUUGUCACAAUUACGUUCCACAAAAUAUUUAUAUUAUAAUCACGCUAUAAUCACGUUAUAAUUGCAAUGUAAUUACUGUGCAGUGACUUUGUAAAAGUAAUCAUGGCAAAUGUAAUCAGAUUACAAUUUACUCUAUGCUGCUCUGCACGUUGGAGUGAUACAUGAUUUCUUUUUAACGCAGUUGAGAUUUGGUAUUUUUAAAAAUAAUUAUGCAUAAUAUAUGCAGAUGUGAUGCAACGAAAAAGAUACGAAUGUACGUAUGAAUGUGUUUAAUAUUUAAUAAAGCUUGUAACAUACGCAAUGAAGACGACUGUGCCAUGUAAAAUUGGUAUCAAGCAGAUCGGAGGACAAUUCGCAUAAUUUUUGUCUUAUCUCUGGCAAUAAAGAAUUCAAUGUUCUUUACACGUAUCGAUCUUUCUUUGAGCAACUGUUUUAUUCGUCAAUAAUUAAAAUUCUGAUAGAAUUAAAAAGGUGUCGAUAAAUAUUUUGUCAUAAUCAGUACGAUGUAAUACGAUUAAGAAAACAGGAUAUAAGGGAAACGUAUUUAAAUAAUUUAAAUAUAUUAUUUUAGUUAAUGACUUGGUGCAAUAAAUCGUGACAGAUUGAUAGCAGUGAAAAGUCUAAAUAAGUAACUCUAAAGAAGGUAAUUACAGUAAAUCCAUUGCUGCUAUAUUAACGAACAAUUUGUUUAACAAAACAGUCCGCCUGUUUCUAUUUUUAAUUCUCAUUCUCAUUGAAUUUUUCGUUGCAAAUUUUAAACGAACUUCUGUAAUUGUUAAAUAUAGGUUUACGCGUGGUGGAGUCUUUGAUUAAAUAGUAUUAACGUUAUUUUUAAGUAAUAAUACUUUGUACAUUGUUAAUCGCAAACUGUGAAUAUAUUUUUGUCGUAUUAAAACGCGAAAGUUUGAUAGAAAAUGUCUUCUAAAUGACGAAUGAUUUAAAGAAAUUAUUAAACGCCGUUCGUAAUUCGUAUUCAACUGUUCGGUUGCUGUUUCAUUCGGAGGGUAUUUUAGGAAAUAAUACCUGUAUGUCGUAUGUGUAUAUUGCUACUGUGAACCGUUUAUCGCUAUUACGAUUGUUUUAAAAUGAAAAUCAACACGUCGAUAUAUACGAACAUAAUGCAAUCAGACUUAUAUACACUGAUAACACGAAUAUAAACUGGAUCGCGUAAGUAACUAAUAAAAAAAAAAAAUUAUGUAAUUGAUUGAAAUACGAACGUGUAAAUAUAAUAUGCGUAUAAAAUGUUUCGAUGCGAUGUUAGAGAAACCACUAUCUGCGGAUAAAUUUAUCUCUUCAUUAUUAUACAAUAGCUUUGUUGUUGACGCUCGCGUUGGGAGACACGAUAAAAGACGUAGAUCACUGUGACACUCUGAAAGGGUGAAAUAAAAAUUCCUCGAUUCGGACGUGUCUAGAAGAUGUUCCAAGAUUUUCAGUUUAACGAUAAUAAGAUAUAAGUAAAGAAUUCUAUAAAAUACAAGUCGAAUGUAUCGUAAAUAUUUAUUUGAACGCUGAAACAAAGAAUUAUUGCUCACGUACGCGGAAGCUUGCAUGUAAGUUGAAUAACGUUUUCUGAAAAUGAAAUUGAUAGACCAUUUACGCUGUUGCUUUUCUAUCGUACGUUUUAAGUUUCACGAUGUACUUUCAGGCACUUUAUAUGUAUGGUUUGAUGCUAAUUUUAAUAUAUGUGCCGGAUGUACUUAACGUUAAAAUCAGCAUUAAUUGUAAAAACACGAAUACCUAUAACUAUUUCUGUAUAUAUUAUAUACAGCAAAUGUCGUCGGUGCUGUUGUUAAAAGUAAUUAUUGGGAACGUCGAGUGUUAGAAAGCAAUUUGAG
Messenger RNA from Colletes gigas, 6317 nucleotides. RefSeq names its product regulatory-associated protein of mTOR (gene raptor). The transcript is spliced from 22 exons. The record is from RefSeq and is a predicted model, not a curated record. Gene Ontology annotation, biological process: TORC1 signaling; cellular response to amino acid stimulus; positive regulation of cell growth. Gene Ontology annotation, cellular component: TORC1 complex; cytoplasm. Bases 185 to 4117 code for a protein of 1310 amino acids. NCBI's taxonomy places the organism in Eukaryota, Metazoa, Arthropoda, Insecta, Hymenoptera, Colletidae. Gene Ontology annotation, molecular function: protein-macromolecule adaptor activity; protein binding.